Molecule: messenger RNA, 4068 nt
Organism: Phyllostomus hastatus (greater spear-nosed bat)
Lineage: Eukaryota; Metazoa; Chordata; Mammalia; Chiroptera; Phyllostomidae
Gene: KHNYN
Product: KH and NYN domain containing
Exons: 8
Coding region: 283-2280 (665 amino acids)
Cellular component (GO): cytoplasmic ribonucleoprotein granule; nucleus
Molecular function (GO): mRNA binding; RNA endonuclease activity
Source: RefSeq, a predicted model, not a curated record
GGGGAGGAGCUCGGUUGACUCCGCCCCCGGCCAGGAAGUGACUCCAAAAACAGUUCGAGAUGUGAAGAGAGGUCCCUGUUGGGUGAGAAAUCCGGGAAGGCCCGCCCAGAUUCGAGCCCCUCCAGCCCCCAGUCUUACUCCGCUGGGCCCGGGCCGGGGGCGCAGGCGAAGUUGGGGCCGACGUACACCUAGAGACACCGGCUGAAGAGGACCCAACGGGUGGCCGAGGCGGGUAGAGGUGGAAGUCGGAGGCCUCAGCGCAGUCUGGGUGGCCAAGCAGCCAUGCCUACCUGGGGGGCUGGCUCCCCGUCCCCUGACCGCUUUGCUGUGUCUUCGGUGGCGGAGGACAAGGUACGGGAGCAGCAACCCCAUGUGGAGCGCAUCUUCCGCGUGGAGAUGAGCGUCCUCCCGAAGGACUGCCCUGAGAACCCUCACAUCUGGCUGCAGCUGGAGGGCCCCAAGGAAAACGCUAGCAGAGCCAAGGAGUACCUGAAGGGUCUCUGCAGCCCGGAGUUGCAGGAUGAAAUCCACUACCCACCGAAACUGCACUGCAUCUUCCUGGGGGCCCAAGGCCUCUUUCUUGAUUGCUUGGCUUGGAGCACCUCAGCCCACCUGGUACCUGGGGCGCCUGGCUCACUGAUGGUCAGUGGCCUGACGGAGGCCUUCGUCAUGGCUCAGAGCCGAGUGGAGGAGCUGGUAGAGCGGCUGAGCUGGGACUUGCAGCCAGGGUCAUCUGCUGGAGCCUCUCAGUGUGCUGGAGUGCUGAGAGACUUCUGUGCCCUGCUGCAGCCCCCAGGGGAUGUCCACCGAGAGGCCCUACUGCAGCUGCCCCUAGCCGUCCAGGAGGAACUGCUGAGCCUGGUGCAGGAGGCAUCCAGGGGGCAGGGGCCCCAAGGGCUUCCUUCCUGGGAGGGGGGGAACCCAGGCCUGCUGGGUGCUCCACACCAGGGAGUCAGAGCUCCCCUGAGUGAAGGCAGGGGGUCCUUAGACACUGGGCCUACAGGGUGGCAAGAGUCAAGGGGAGAGGGACAUGCUAUGGAGAAGCAGGGAGGGAAGCAGGGUGGUCCCAGGGAGAUGGAUUUGGGAUGGAAGGAGCUGCCUGGGGCAGAGGCCUGGGAGAAAGAAGUGACCUUCAGGUCACAGUUAGGGGGAGGAGAGGCAGGGCAGGAAGGGCUCCUGAAGGGGAAGGCCCUGGGGAAGGAGGAGAUGCCUCAGGAAAGAGGAAGGUUCUGUAUACAGGGCGAGCCUCCUGGUGCCCAGGGUCCCUGUCAGAGGGCAGCUCAGCUCCGGGGAGCCUCUCUCCUCCAGCGGCUCCAUAACGGGGAAGCCUCACCUCCCAGGGUGCCUAGCCCCCCGCCUGCACCUGAACCCCCGUGGUACUGUGGAGACCGAGGAGACAGGGGAGACAGGCAGCAGGUUGUGGCUCGAGGUCGCGGGUCUCCAUGGAAACGAGGCACCCGGGGGGGCAACUUGGUGACUGGCACACAGCGUUUCCAGGAGGCCCUACAGGACCCUUUUACCCUGUGCCUUGCCAAUGUACCUGGCCAGCCAGACCUCCGCCACAUUGUCAUUGAUGGCAGCAACGUGGCCAUGGUGCAUGGCCUCCAGCACUACUUCUCCAGCCGGGGCAUUGCCAUUGCUGUGCAGUACUUCUGGGACCGUGGCCAUCGGGACAUCACUGUCUUUGUGCCUCAGUGGCGCUUCAGCAAGGAUGCCAAGGUCAGAGAGGGUCACUUCCUGCAAAAGCUCUACUCCCUCAGUCUGCUCUCCCUCACUCCCUCCCGAGUCAUGGAUGGCAAGAGGAUCUCCUCCUAUGAUGACAGGUUCAUGGUGAAGCUGGCUGAAGAGACUGAUGGGAUCAUUGUCUCUAACGACCAGUUCCGGGACCUGGCGGAGGAGUCGGAGAAGUGGAUGGCAAUCAUCAGAGAGCGCCUGCUGCCCUUCACUUUCGUGGGAAACCUCUUCAUGGUCCCUGACGACCCACUGGGGCGAAAUGGCCCCAUGCUGGAUGAGUUCCUGAAGAAGCCAGUCAGGGCACAGGGGUCUUCUAAGGCUCAGCUUCCUUCCAGGGGCUUCACAGAACACGGUAAUCAGCAGCAGGGGAGAGAAGAGGAGGAGAAAGGCAGUAUUCGGAAGACCCGGGAGACAGAGAGGCUCCGGCGCCAGCUGCUGGAAGUGUUUUGGGGCCAGGAUCACAAGGUGGACUUCAUCCUGCAGCGGGAGCCCUAUUGCCGGGACAUCAACCAGCUCUCUGAGGCCCUGCUCAGUCUCAACUUCUGAGCCUCGCCAGCCCGAGUGGCUGUCUCCCCAUCAGCAUCAGCCUUGCCCAGCUUAGCCUCUUCUGUGAAGAUCCCCGUGAUGCUCAGACCCUGACCUAGACCCACUCUGAGUUGGUGCCUUAAGUCAGGGAAGGACUGAGAAAGAGCAUUCCAAUGUUCUUGCCUGGGGCACUUUGGGGACAGGUCCAUAAAGUGACCUGAUCUCCUCUUGAGGCAGGACCUCAACCAGCUCUCAAGAGGUUCUGUUCAGCUCCAGCUCCUCAACUGUAGCACAGGGUUUCUGUUGGGAGUGGGGGCUGCCAGAAAGAGUAGGUCCUGGAGAUUGGGACUGCCAGCUCCUCCUUGAAGCUGAGUUGGGGAUGGAAGCUGGAGUGCGCAGGAGGGGAAUGAAACAGGUGGCAAGAAAGCUGAGCCUUUCCUACCCCUGGCUGCUGCUCUGGAUAGCCAGAGGACAGGAUGCUUCCCAGGCCUGGCAGGGCUCCUGGGAGCCUUGAAGGGAGUGCUGGGCCCUGGAAAGGCUAGUGUGACGGGGUCUGGGUCACAGUGGUGCAGCAGGGAGCUGGUGGGAAAGGUAGAGGAAGACUUGGCUUCUGGUCUCAGCUGUGCCUGUCUGUGACCUUGAAUGAGCUACUUGGCCUUUACUUCUGCCUUUAAAUCAGAUGUAAAAAUGCCUGUUGGGAGAAAUGAGAACAUGGAGGAGGGCUCUUUGGAGGAAAAGUACUUGGACCAAGUCUCAGGUGUGUCUGUCUGUGACUGCACAGGCUUCCAAACCAAAACCUCACUUUCAGAGAACUGAGGGUCCUCUGUCCCCAGGGCCUGUGCCCUAGAUUUUAGCAUUGCACCCUCAUGAUGUGCCCUAUAAUGGCUGCGUCCCUUUUGGGCAAUCCCCAAAUCCACAUUUACAAAACAGUUAGUUAGGGGUGACUGUUUGCAUUACCAGAAUACUCUCAGGGUUCCUCUAAAUGGCAGCUCUCCUGUUGCAUUCGUGUUGUUUACAGAUUGACGAAUGUGUCAGAAAGUCCCCUGUUCAGUGCACGCGUGGUGUUGUGAACUCAAUGGAAGCCAUGCUCUGCAAUGACAAUGUGAUCUAACCCUAGUGUUUUCUCUACAGAACACAUGUUGCAUAAAGCGAGGCCCACUUAUGCUUUGUGUGAGUAUAUAUAUAUAUAUAUAUAUAUAUAUAUAUAGGGGGUUAUACAGGUUGUAUAUAGAUGAGCUAAUUAUCUGGAAAAUGAAAACUGAAGAAUUAUUAGAAUACGGAGAUUCAGACCAACUGCCAUCCUGUUGGAACAUUCUGCCCUGAUUCCUACAGGUCAUUGUCCUGUAUCGGCUUGAAGUCCUCUCGUGCCAGGGACUGACUGCUUCCAAGUAGUGCUUCCUCUAGUGCAGCCCUGAUUCAUGCUUCUGUCUUUGAGGCUGGUCAUUCCUCCAGGAACAAUACUAGGCUGGCCAACUUCCUAGAGUCCAAGACUGGAUAAAGAGGAGGGACAGGGACCGCAGGGUUCUGUGUUGUCUGGGCCCUUGGGUAAGCCCCUGGACAGGAUCCUUUUCGGGCUCUGGCUUCUGCUACCUGAGCAGCACUGGGAGCUGAAGGCUGCCACCCCAGUUCCUCAUUCCAGCAACUAGUGGGAGCUGAGUGGUGAUGGGUGGUCUCUGGGUCCUACUGUCUGCCCCUCUUCCCUGUUGUGAUGUGUACCGCUAGACCUAGUCAGGGAGGUAGGUGACAGGGACUCAAAGUCCCUCUGUAAUAAAGGUGGUUAAUAUGGCCCCAGCUGGGGGCCUAGAGGAA